UUGUCACGAAACUAACAAGGAUUUGCAGAGCCGAUAAUCUUCUGAAGAACAUUAAAAUAUUGUUUUCGCCAUUAAACGUCACAAAAUAUGAAAGCAGAAAACUAUGUAGAGUUGUCUGAUGUGGCAGUUGGAAUUAAUGAUAGAACCACAUUUGACGAUCCUAAUGGUGAGCAGCAAGCGUCUGGCUACGAAGAACAUGAGGACAAAGAAAAUGUCUCCGUAUGUAAUAAUGAAUACUCUUCUCUGCUUUACAAGAUCGACGACGUGCCGCCGUUUGCUGUCAUGAUCACAGUUGCAAUUCAGAAUGUUUUAUUGGGGCUAGGAGGUUGCCUUACCACUGCCUACUUCAUCUCUGACGUCAUAUGUGCACCUACAGAUCAUCCAAUCAGAGCAAAGCUGUUUUGCACUACUUUAUUUAUGACUGGCUUUUGCACAAGUUUAAUGCCGCUUAUUGGUGUAAGGUUGCCGAUCUACCAAUCGGUGUGUUCAACCUUCUUGGUCCCGCUGAUGGCCAUGAGGAAUGAUGAUAGAUGGAACUGUAACCUCCAACGAGAGCGGUAUUCCGAUUUGGCCUUGACUAAUUCAACCAACAGUACGAUAACGCCCCUGGACAAAGGCGGAGAUGAGCUUGAAUAUGAGAUGUAUAUUAAACUGAGGGAGAUGAUGGGGUGUCUCCUUCUCGCCUCAUUGCUUGAGGUCCUGGUAGGGGCCACGGGCCUCGCCGGCAAGCUGCUCAGGUUUAUUGGCCCCCUCCCAAUCUCGGUCGUUGUGGCGCUGAUUGGACUGUCCCUCUACAAGAUACCCAUGGAAUACGCCAAAACCCACUGGGGCUUGACAACAUUAUGUAUUUCGCUUAUAGUACUGUUCAUGCUGUACCUUGACCGGGUCCAGGUACCAAUUCCAAGUUUUAGCUGCCGAUCAAAGCAGGCGGAAACCAACUCGAGGCUUCCAAUGUUCAAGUUGUUUCCGAUGCUGUUCAGUAUUGCCAUAACAUGGGCAGUAUGUGCUAUUCUGACAUCUUCCGGCUACUUUUCCGACGACCCGGAGUCCCCAGACUACAGAGCAAGAACGGAUGUUAGAACCAAUAUUAUUCAUUCAACCCCGUGGUUUUACUUUCCAUACCCAGGUCAAUUUGGUUCACCUCUUUUCAACACGACCAUAUUCGUUGGUUUUCUUUCAACCGUGGUGUCUUCGAUAUUUGAAACAAUCGGGGAUUACUAUGCAACUGCAAGCUUAUCGUUGGUGCCCCCGCCUCCCAAAAGUGCAGUAAACAGAGGCAUUUUUCUCGAAGGAAUCGGGAGUGUUAUAUCAGGAGCUGUCGGAGCAGGGCAUGCCACAACGUCAUCCACCGGAAACCUAUCUUUGAUUGGAAUUACAAGGGUGGCAAGCAGAUCCUGCCUUGUCGCGACAGGUGUUAUGACAAUGCUGCUCUCGGUGAUAGGCAAAUUAGGAGCAGUAAUUUCCACAAUGCCUGAUCCCGCGGUGGGAGGCUCAAUGUUUAUUGUGUUUGGAAUCAUGGCGGCGAUUGGUUGCUUUACUCUGAGGGCAGUAGAUCUCACUUCCGCAAGGAAUUUGUCCAUAUUCGGCAUUUCGCUGUAUGUAGGGAUUGUUAUUCCAGAGUGGCUGGAUAGAUACCCCAAAGGGUUUGACUUAGGCAAUGAAACUGCAAAUGGUGUCAUAAAAGGCAUAUUAGGAGCUCCAAUGUUUCUAGGGGGAAUAGUAGCCGUUUUCUUGGACAACACUGUAAAAGGAACUGCUCGAGAAAGAGGUAUGCACACCAGAGAAAGAAACUUUGCUGCCUCCCAGAAUGUAGAGGUUUCCGGAUCCGCUAGGACAAUAUAUGACCUGCCCUAUGUGGAUGUGAUAGGAAAAUACCUUCCAGGGAUUCACAAACUUCCUUUCAUACAAAAUAAGGUUCACUGACUCUUCCAUUUUUUUAAUUAAUUUAUUAUACAUUUAUAUAUAUAUUUGUAUCUUAAAAAAGGAAAGCAUAAAUGUAUAUUGUUACCCUAUGUUUUAUAAUUAAGUUAUUAUACUAGAAUUACUAACCCUGAAAGAAAUGUUGUGUCUCUUUUACAUUUUUUAACAGAAAGGAAUGAAAGGUGUUAAGUUGUGAUUAUUAAAACGAAACAAAUGAGACACAGUUAUCAUCGUAAUCAAAUAAAGGUGUAGGGAACAGUUAACGUAUUAAUGCAUGUUAAGGACUGUCCAUACUGCACUUCUGUGAUUCCAACAUUAGGUUAGGUACGAAAUAAAAUAAGUUUUGUCUAAAAAUUAUUUGAUAUCUCUUUAAGCAUCGACUUAUAAACAUUCAUUGUUGAAUGAUUAACACUUCAAAGAUUCUUCAUGUUCAAAUGUACACCACUGCAUAUCCCUUGACGAACAAUUGAAUCAUGGAACCAGUUGUUGUUAAAUAAACA
Molecule: messenger RNA, 2420 nt
Organism: Mya arenaria
Lineage: Eukaryota; Metazoa; Mollusca; Bivalvia; Myida; Myidae
Product: solute carrier family 23 member 2-like
Exons: 11
Coding region: 88-1923 (611 amino acids)
Biological process (GO): transmembrane transport
Cellular component (GO): membrane
Molecular function (GO): transmembrane transporter activity
Source: RefSeq, a predicted model, not a curated record